GAGAGAGAGAUAGAGACCGGGGCCAAGAGAGAGAGAGAGAGACAGAGAGACAGAGACCGGGGCCAAGAGAGAGAGACUGGGAGAGACCGAGGUCGAGACAGAGAGACAGAGACCGGGGCCAAGAGAGAGAGAGACCGGGGUCGAGACAGAGAGAGAGAGAGAGACCGGGGCCAAGAGAGAGAGAGAGAGACCGGGGCCAAGAGAGAGAGACUGGGGUCGAGACAGAGAGAGAGAGAGAGACCGGGGCCAAGAGAGAGAGAGAGAGACCGGGAGAGACCGGGGCCAAGAGAGAGAGAGAGAGACCGGGGCCAAGAGAGAGAGACCGGGGUCGAGACAGAGAGAGAGAGAGAGAGAGACCGGGGCCAAGAGAGAGAGACCGGGGUCGAGAGAGAGAGAGAGAGAGAGACCGGGGUCGAGAGAGAGAGAGAGAGAGAGAGAGAGAGACAGAGACCGGGGCCAAGAGAGAGAGAGAGAGACAGAGAGACAGAGACCGGGAAAGAGAGAGAGAGAGACCGGGGUCGAGAGAGAGAGAGAGAGACCGGGGUCGAGACAGAGAGAGAGAGAGAGAGAGACCGGGGCCAAGAGAGAGAGACAGAGAGACAGAGACCGGGGCCAAGAGAAAGAGAGAGAGAGAGACCGGGGUCGAGAGAGAGAGAGAGAGACCGGGGUCGAGACAGAGAGAGAGAGAGACAGAGACCGGGGCCAAGAGAGAGAGAGAGAGAGAGACCGGGGUCGAGACAGAGAGAGAGACCGGGGCCAAGAGAGAGAGACCAGGGUCGAGAGAGAGAGAGAGAGAGAGAGACCAGGGCCAAGAGAGAGAGAGAGAGAGACCGGGGUCGAGACAGAGAGAGAGAGAGAGAGACCAGGGCCAAGAGAGAGAGAGAGAGAGACCGGGGUCGAGAGAGAGAGACCGGGGUAUCGGGGUGA
This is a messenger RNA of Gopherus flavomarginatus (Mexican gopher tortoise), 927 nucleotides long. Its product is annotated as octapeptide-repeat protein T2-like. The transcript is spliced from 5 exons. The annotation marks the transcript as partial. The record is from RefSeq and is a predicted model, not a curated record. NCBI's taxonomy places the organism in Eukaryota, Metazoa, Chordata, Testudines, Testudinidae.